AUGCUGAGAAAAGGCACCACGUUGAUUGUCAAACUGGACGGUCAGCGGACCUUGGCCUCCGACCUCGCCCAGGCAGCCAUUUACCAACUGAUCGAACAGGAGCGGCAAAACCCAGAUUGGGCAUUCACCCUGGUCGUUCUGGCCUCGUUCGACAUACCAUGUUACCACGUCCUCGGAAACCUCGACCUCCCAUGCACGGUCUUGGGCCACGAUCUCGAGGACCCCAAGUCGGUCGAACAAGCACUUAGUUCCCGCUGCUACAACCUCGACCCACAGAUCGACUGGGAUGCAUAUGUGGAGCAGUUGAUCAUGGAUGCAGACCGACAACAAGACCCAUCUACAAUCAUCUGUUUCAUUCCGCUGGCGAGCCUCAAGAACUCUAUACAUCUGGCAUUCAGCCGGAAUUGGAAAGUGUGCAACACCCGAACGCUCCAAUACCAAGCCGAUUUCCUGGAGUGGUACCGGUACGAAACCAGCCCACUGUCGAGCUGCGCCUUAGUUGUACUUGACCAAAUACCAGACAUCAUGGCCUGCAGCGUGGAUCUGCCCAACAUAAGAGACAUUGUGUUGGCAAGAUCCACCCGAAAAUUGAUGUUCGAUCCCGUCAUGGGUCAAGUCAUGGAAAAUGACGUUCUCUACUCACGAAAAGAAAUGCAUCAUCAGAUAGGGUACUUCAGAAAGGCCCAGAAACCUGAGGAUGUCGCAUUCCACUGCAACUUCAACCUCGACGAGGCACUGUGUACAGCGCCUUGGAACCCAAACCCGACGACGGAGCAGAAGUCCGCCUUUGAAUGGUUCUACGCCUGCAUUUCCAAAUGGCCCGAUACUCCAGUGCGCGAAUGGCCAGUUAGCUUCCCCUAUGAUAGAACCCUUGCCGACAGCGUUGCCUCACAACUCCUGUGGCUGGAAGUCAUUGAACCAGGAGACAAAACAGCGAGCUUCAGGAUCAAAACGGGAUGGCCGAAGCUCAUCAGUCACUUCCUACCGGGCGGCGAAAUUGCUCCCGAAGGUGUAUUCUUCAACGCUGCACUAUUGUUUGCGGAUGUCUGCUCUGCCUUUCGAGAGAGGAGGCUGGGCGAAGACGAGACGAGAAUUCUGAUCCGUAUUGCGGCGAUCUUGUCUUACGGAAUAAAUUGGCCAAUGGACGCACAUCAAGACCUCGUCGUUUUCCUGGAUGGGGACGUGGUAUUCACCCAACGAAACCGCCUGCUUUUUUCUUUUCUACUUCCUGGCGUCUCAAAAAACAUGUACGACCAUGGUGCUCUUUGGAUGCUCUUGGGACUCUGGGAAUUAUACCGAAAAAUCACUACCAACUUCAGCUCGCCAGAGUUUGCGUAUGGAUCUGGAAUGGAUUUCAAGCACUGCCUGUUUCCUGGUCUGUUCGAUAUUCGACCAUCGGUGGCUGGUAAGAUCUGGAACCUGGUGCGUGUUGUCGAGGAAUCUCUGGGUCUCGAAGUGUUUUCCCCUACACAAGAUAUUCCUCUGCUCGAUCCUGAGCAACUACAACGUGUCGAAGUUUGCCUUGCUCGGGGAUGGCUUACCAACCUUCUGACAAUUCAGAAGGACCCCCAGGAUGGGGAAUGGCGGAGUGUCUGCAUCCUGAACAAACAUUCCGUCUGCCUGGAUAUAGCUAGUCCAGGGCCGGACCUCGACGCAUUGAAGCAGGACCCCAGGAACCAACGAGAGAGAAACUUCUUUCUCAUCUACAGGCACCUCAGCUGGGCAGAGUCGAGCAAUGUCAUUGUUGCCGAGUACCCGACGCGAAUCUCGAGAAGGGCUGUCGCUGAGGCCGUCGGACAUCGAUCGCUGUAUGAUUUGCAAUUGUAG
This is a messenger RNA of Colletotrichum higginsianum IMI 349063, 1827 nucleotides long. RefSeq lists its product as uncharacterized. The record is from RefSeq and is a predicted model, not a curated record. The coding region runs from base 1 to 1827 and encodes 608 amino acids. The transcript has a single exon. NCBI's taxonomy places the organism in Eukaryota, Fungi, Ascomycota, Sordariomycetes, Glomerellales, Glomerellaceae.